This is a messenger RNA of Panicum hallii, 1472 nucleotides long. RefSeq names its product protein LOW PSII ACCUMULATION 3, chloroplastic. The record is from RefSeq and is a predicted model, not a curated record. The transcript has 12 exons. Lineage: Eukaryota; Viridiplantae; Streptophyta; Magnoliopsida; Poales; Poaceae. The coding region runs from base 84 to 1229 and encodes 381 amino acids.
CUAGUCCUCGAAGUCUGGCCGCGCCAGCGUGCGGCUGUCUCGUCUCGUCGUCUGCUCUCCUCCACUCCUCGGAGCGCACGGCCAUGGCUGCUCCGGCGCCCACGGCUCUCUGCGCCCGCCACUUCCGCCUGCCGCGCGCGUCCUCCUCCUCCUCCUCCCCCUCCCCCUCUCCGCCCCGCCUGCCGGCCACCGCCUCCGCCUGCUCGUCCUCGCGGCUCCGGCCCCGCCGCCUCGCCGUCUCCCCGCGCGCGGAGGCGGGGACGGGGGACGUGGAGGCGCUCAGGGCCGGGGUGUCCGUGUACAAGCCGCGCUCCUACGACGUGCUCGUCACCGACGCCGCGCGCUCCCUCGCCUGCGCCAUCGACGACGGCAAGACACGCCUCGAGAUCGAGUUCCCGCCUCUGCCAAGCAGCAUCUCUUCUUACAAGGGCUCCUCAGAUGAGUUCAUCGAUGCCAACAUCCAGCUUGCUCUUGUUGUUGCGAGGAAGCUUAAAGAGCUCAAGGGGACUAGGUCCUGUAUAGUGUUUCCUGAUCAACCUGAAAAGCGCAGGGCGUCACAGCUCUUCAGAACAGCUAUUGACACGAUUGAGGGUAUUACUGUCAGUUCCCUGGAUGAUGUGCCCGCAGACGCUGUCAACAGCUUCUUCAAAUCGAUAAGAAAUACCCUGGAUUUUGACUUCUCAGAUGACAAUGAAGAUCGAUGGAAAUCUGAUGAACCACCAUCAUUAUAUAUCUUCAUCAACAGCAGCACACGUGACCUUGCUUCUAUAGAGAAGUAUGUGGAGAAGUUUGCCACAUCCGUUCCAGCCCUUCUAUUUAAUCUUGAAUUAGAUACCUUGCGAUCUGACUUGGGGCUUCUGGGAUUCCCUCCAAAAGAUUUGCAUUACCGGUUUCUUUCUCAGUUCACCCCAGUAUUUUAUAUCAGACAGCGUGACUACUCCAAGACAAUUGCAGUUGCUCCAUACAUAGUGAAUUACAGUGGCGCUGUAUUCCGCCAAUACCCAGGCCCUUGGCAGGUUAUGCUGAAGCAGGCUGAUGGUUCAUAUGCUUGCGUUGCAGAGAGUGAAGCUCGGUUCACUUUGGGACAGGCCAAAGAAGAACUGUUGAGAGUUAUUGGUUUACAAGAAGAAGAAGGAAGCUCACUUGAAUUUCUCAGAAGAGGAUACAAGAAUGCUACAUGGUGGGAAGAGAACGUUGAUCAGGAGACGUCGGCCGCAUGGCGAACUUGAGAUGCUGAUCUGAUCAGAUGGUGUAACUGAAAUUACAGAAAGAAGGCAUGUACAGUGUGGCAUUGCUUAUGCUGCAACUGCGUGUGCAGUACAGGCAUGCGAGGUUUUCCCUUUUUGGUGAUUGUAUCAUGGUUGAGUUUGGAGGGGACUGUAAACGUGAUGUAAAAUCUUCUGACUCGUGUUUCGGGUGCCAUGAAUAUAUUUCUACAGUAGAAAUUCUACCUGAACAAGUUUGUUGAUGCA